UCAACUACUGUCAUCAUCAUUGCCAACAGCGUCAGCGGCGACAUCACCAUGGAUGAUUUAGUAGUAGAAGUUCGGCUCGAUAAUGGUGCCUAUUAUAAGGGUAUGGUAAAAAGUGUACAUGAUGAUGGUGUAUGUUGCAAGGUUGAUGGAGUUCCAGAAAUCAAAAAAUACCCAUUUAAUAAUGUACGCUUUCCACCAAACGAACCAUCGGAACCUCCCGCCUAUGAACCGGGCCAAGAGGUGGAGGUUCUAACGCGCCCCACAAACAGCGAAGCCUGCGGUUGGUGGCUGGGCGUUUUGAAAAUGCUAAAUGUCGACAUUUGUGCUGUUGUAUAUCCCGGCUUAGAGCAUCCCUAUACCGAGGUAGUGGAUUUAGAAAGACUGCGUCCAAAGAAUCUCAAUCCGCCAAUAACAGCCAAAACGUUUUAUCAGUUCACAAUACCGGUACCCGAAGAGUUGCGUGCGGAAGCACAAAAAGAAGACAUUCAUAAGGAAUUUCAACGCACUAUAUGCGCUGGCGUUUGCGUUUAUAAUCCCGAUCUGAAUGCAUUAGUUGUGAUUUCGAAAUGGGAUAUGACUGAGAAACGCGCCAAUUUGCUUAAAGAUAUGCAUUUUCGUAAUUUACUACAAAAGUAUAUGAUUUUAAAACAUACUGAAGAGGCUACUCGCCAAUUGAAAUCAACUAAACUACUUAACCGUGGGCACGUUGAUGUCUUUCAGGUGCGUGAGGAUUUAAUGGGUCUAGCCAUCGGUUCACAUGGUUCGAAUAUUCAAGCCGCCCGCCUUCUGGAAGGUGUCACCAACAUUGAGCUUGAAGAGAAAUCGUGUACAUUUAAAAUUACUGGCGAAUCCGAAGAAGCUGUACAGCGAGCCCGAGCCAUGCUUGAAUAUGCCGAGGAAUUAUUUCAUGUACCGCGCGACUUGGUUGGUAAGGUUAUUGGCAAGAAUGGUCGCAUAAUACAAGAGAUUGUCGACAAAAGUGGAGUGUUUCGAAUUAAGGUGAUUGCUGGUGACGAUGAGCCGGAUACUAAUAUACAACGUGAACCGGGUCAUGUGCCAUUUGUGUUCAUUGGUACCGUAGAAAGUAUUGUUAAUGCCAAAGUAUUGCUGGACUAUCAUUUGGCGCACUUGAAGGAAGUUGAACAAUUACGCCUAGCCAAAUUAGAAAUUGAUCAACAACUACGAGCCAUCCAAGAAUCUUCUGUGGGUUCUGUGCAAAAUUUCCCCUCAUCUCGUCGCUCGGAACGUGGUUAUAGCAGUGAUAUUGAAUCAGUUCGUUCCAGUCGGGGUGGUCCGCGUGGACGUGGACGAGGCCGCAGUGGUGGCGGUAAUGGUGGUGGCAAUCAACGUUACAAUCAGGGUCGUCGUGGUGGCGGUGGAGAUGACGAUGAUUACAACUCUCGUGGCGAUAACCGUUAUAAUGAUCGCAACAGCGGAGGUGGUGGUGGUUAUCGUGGAGGUGAUCGCCGAGGCGGCCAGAGACGCAACAAUCGUAGUAAUGAACAAAACGGCAGAGAUCACCAGUACUAUAAUCAAAACAGUGAAAAUGUACAGGAAGUUCGCGAACAGAGUAGCGUUGAAAGAGCCGAAAGUAAUUCAUCAUUCGAGGGAAGUUCACGAAGACGCCGAAGACAAAAGAGCAACGUACCCCAUAACACGAACUCUGGCAUGUCAAACAACAAAUCCCAACAAAAUAGUAAACCACCACAACAUAAUGCUGAUAAAAAUAAUGCAGGUGGUGGUGGCGGCGGCGGUAGCGGAGCUGGUGGAAAUGUUGCCGACAGAUCAAAACAGAAUGCCUACAACAAUAAUAGCAGCAGCAACAACAAUAAGGAUACUAAUAAUGUGGCAUUAAACAAGGGCGGUGAUCCGCAAGCGGUAUCUGGUGGUAGCGGUGGUGGUGGCGGUUAUAAUAAUGCAACGCAACAGCAACCACCUAUGCAGCAGCAGCAACAACAGCAGCCACAGCAACAACAACAGCCACAAAAUCAACCGCCAAAAGCAAGACGUAAUAAAAAUCGCCAACAACAAAAUCAUGCAAACGAUCAUCCAAAAUCGCAACAACAAUCACAGCCACCACCACAGCAACAACAACAACACACACAGGCUAAGAAGGAAACUCUAGUGAAUGGAACUUCCUAAUUUACCGUGCAUUGG
Molecule: messenger RNA, 2157 nt
Organism: Musca vetustissima
Lineage: Eukaryota; Metazoa; Arthropoda; Insecta; Diptera; Muscidae
Product: fragile X messenger ribonucleoprotein 1 homolog
Exons: 11
Coding region: 49-2142 (697 amino acids)
Biological process (GO): regulation of mRNA stability; regulation of translation at postsynapse, modulating synaptic transmission; regulation of dendrite morphogenesis
Cellular component (GO): postsynaptic density; neuronal cell body; dendritic spine
Molecular function (GO): mRNA 3'-UTR binding; translation regulator activity; protein homodimerization activity
Source: RefSeq, a predicted model, not a curated record